AUGAUUGAGGGAAAAACCCUCGCCAAUGGCGGCUGCGAGGUCAACAAUGAGGCUGGUAGGGGACACCAACGGAAGCAAAAGGAGGUCAGCAUAAACAUGGUUUUGGUACUACCGGCUGAGUUUUCAGCUCCAAAAGGCCAGACCAACGGCCUGGAUAAUGACAUGGCCGAGGAACAGCUAGAUCAAAGGCCAAAGACAAAGGAAGAAUUGUUGGUCGUGGCUUUUAAUGAGGUGAUACCCAAAGACAAGCCAAACAAAUACCGACAUCUCAAACCGUUAUACAUCUCGGCUCAUGUCAACAUCCUUCGCUAUUCCCUGAUGAAGAAGCUGGAUAAAUCAAAGGAAGAUCUCAUCCCCAGCGAUGUGGUCAUGAGCAGCUUUGUCGGCGAUAAAUCUAAGACUAUCGAGGUAUUGCCGUUGAAAAUCACUGUGGCCGACCAGACGAGAGUCGCGGCCUUCUACGUGGUCGAAUCUAGCAUGAACUAUAAUAUAUUGCUCGGUUGUGACUGGAUCCAUCAGUCUGGAUGCAUACCGUCCUCCCUCUUCCAACUGUUGUUCUUCUGGGACGGCCAGAGGGUGUCCAUACACCCGGCCAACACGAAGCCAUUUGAAACCAACGCCGUGCAAGCACGGAUUUACGACGACGACGUUGGAUAG
This is a messenger RNA of Prunus armeniaca (apricot), 657 nucleotides long. NCBI's taxonomy places the organism in Eukaryota, Viridiplantae, Streptophyta, Magnoliopsida, Rosales, Rosaceae. The record is from the annotation of a GenBank genome assembly.